Molecule: messenger RNA, 8168 nt
Organism: Camponotus floridanus (Florida carpenter ant)
Lineage: Eukaryota; Metazoa; Arthropoda; Insecta; Hymenoptera; Formicidae
Gene: Ubr1
Product: E3 ubiquitin-protein ligase UBR2
Exons: 3
Coding region: 684-6038 (1784 amino acids)
Biological process (GO): protein ubiquitination; ubiquitin-dependent protein catabolic process via the N-end rule pathway
Cellular component (GO): ubiquitin ligase complex; cytoplasm
Molecular function (GO): ubiquitin protein ligase activity; zinc ion binding
Source: RefSeq, a predicted model, not a curated record
UAGAUUUGCGAACGCAACCCGGAAAGGUGUCAUCGCAAUUUGGAUUUUGUAUAAUUCGCAAUCAUCCCUCUUGUACCUGUAUGACUUCGAUCCGCGGCGCGGAUUCCGCGCACGCCUCGCCAGCCAUCGCGAGCCAUUUUGAUGCAUCAUUGUUGCAGCAGCUGUGCGAGGAUAUCGCUUAUCGGACGUUGUCGCGAAAUGUCAGUCUUUGUAGUUGUGUAAAUCGCGUAGCGGGUACGGUGUCGCGCGAGCGCGAGCGCGAAUCGCGCGUUGGGAUCACGCGAAUAAUUGAAAUCGGAUCGCGACCGGAUCAGUCGUCCGAUCGGAUUCGGAUCGUGAGAGAUUUCGCAAGGGGACAGAGAGCUGUAUGAUCGCGGACGGAGCGCCUUUUAUUAACCUUGACCCGUUCUCUCGCGUUGACAGCAAUUGUGAGCUACUAAAAUGAUGAUUCUACAUGACACUGCAAUAAAGAUUUUUUGGGAGUGAUUAUUGAAUCUGUAAAAUCUCGACUAGAAAAGACUUGCAAGAGAUUUUAAUGAUGUUUUAUAGUGAUAAGACAUUGGAUGAGUCAGCUGUACAUAAGAACACUUAUUAAAAUGUACAUUUGCCUGGGUUAUAUCUACAGUCAUAUUUAAUGUGACACACUAUUGUACACAUUGUACUUGCAGUUUAAGUGAGACAAGAUGAAUAACGAAAAUAUAGAAAAUCAGCCGCCACUUCAGGCCAUUGAAGACAUGGAUCCUGCUUUGAUGCAGCCUGUAUUCCCAGAUACAAAUACACCAUGCGUGGAUGUAUGGAUGGAGAAGAUGAACAAAGGAGUGCUAACAAGUAAUAAUUUCAGAGAAUAUUGGCGAAUUUGGGUGCCAAAAAUAUAUAGUCCUGAGCGUAAUGGCAAUUGUUUGGAAUGGACCGUCGACGAUGAAGUAGCACAAAGAAUGCUCCUUAAGACUCUAGAAGAAUUCAUGUGCGGCGGUGAUCCGCAGAUAGUUUUGAAGGAGCUUAGUAAGAUGGACAAUCCACCAUCUAUAUGUGGCAGAAUGUUUAAAAUGGGUGAACCGACCUAUAGUUGCAGGCAAUGUGGUAUGGAUUCAACUUGUGUCCUAUGCGUAGACUGUUUCAAACAAUCCGCUCAUCGGAAUCACAAGUACAAGAUGGGCACAUCCAGUGGUGGCGGAUGCUGCGACUGCGGCGAUACAGAAGCUUGGAAAAACGAGCCGUUUUGCAAGAUACAUUUAGCAGGAACACAAUCAAAAGAGUCGCGUGGCAACAAGCUGCCUGGUGAUAUAGCGGAGAGAGCAGUGAUGGUUUUUGAAGCAGUGUUGGAAUAUUGUUAUGAACUGUUGACAUUAAGAUACACUGUCGCGCUGCCGUCGAAUCUCUGCGUCAGAGACACGGCAGUUUACUCGUACGCGAUUGAUCAAUUGGACAUUUUCGACACUUAUUGCACUGUACUUUUUAACGAUGAGCAUCACACCUUUGAUCAAGUGAUAAAUAUGCUCCAACGUGUUAUUAAAUGUUCGCAGAAGGAAGCUGUAGAGUUUGUGACUAACGUUGAUAGAGAAGGUAGGGCUGUAGUGAAGUGCUCGGUAUUUCGACAUUGCAAUGAACUGCGUGUCGACAUUGAAAGAUUCACGUACAGACAUAGUAAUCGUCCUCUCAAGGUGCUAGUCCUUCACACUCACAUAGUAGCUCAUCAGACGUUCGCUAUGAGGCUGCUCAAUUGGCUGCAACAAUUUAUAAGUCAUUGCGAGGGCUUUCGCGUACUAUUCAGCAACAUUGCGCUCAAUACGAAACUACCCGAGACGUCGAUCGUUGAGGGCAUACUCACGAGAGAUUCACAGUUAUGGAAAUCUGCCAGAACAGCAUGGCAUAGAUUAUUCAUAUCUGGAAUGCUCAUGGAGUAUGAGAGCAAGAAAGCGCUUGCCAUUGUGUUCACUUAUAACUAUGGCUCUGUCAUGAAAGAUUUUAUCAAAGACGAUCACGAUCACGCGUUUUCGAUCGUUUCGCUUUCCGUUCAGCUGUUUACCGUGCCAACUCUGGCGCAUCUGCUAAUCGCGCACCACGACGCGUUGUUUAUUUUGUUGAACACGUUCGUCUCCGAGAGCUCUCGACGAUGUAAUGCUGCUGGAAAAUUAGAGUUCGAAAGAAAUAUGCCGCACCAUUCUUUCAAACGAGCUCAAUAUAUACUUUACGAUUUGCGAUAUUUACUGAGCGCGAAACCCGAUGAAUGGACAGACGAAUUGAGACGCGGUUUUUUGCAAGGAAUCUCAUUGUUAUUCACACUCUUCUGCAGCAUGCAAUGCAUGGAUGCUGUACUUCGACAAGUCGGUCAGCAUAUGGAAUAUGAACCGGAAUGGGAGUCUGCAUUCAAUCUGCAUAUUAAGCUAUCAUCGGUUAUCACUCUGGCCUUAGAGUGGUGCGGUUCUGACAGAGUUGUACUGAUCAAAUCUUUCAUAUUGCUCUUGAGGAAGCUGUAUGAACAGUUAGGAAAUGAACCAGCACCAAGCCAGGUGCGAGAAUUGGCAGAUCAUAGCGCGACGUGCCUGCAAUACGACGUAUCGUCUGAACCGGUCUCCAUUCAUUUGCCGCUCUCGAGAUUUCUUGCCGGUCUGUUCCUGCACCUGGAAAAGUAUAACUUACACUUUCAAUCGCCCGAAUUUAUUAAUCAAACGAGACCAACGCUCGAACAAAUUAUCGAGCCUGUACUGACGGCGCAGGCUAUGAUCUCACAAGUACACUCGGGAAUGUGGCGACGAAACGGUUACUCUUUGCUAAAUCAAUUGUAUUUUUACCAUAAUGUCAAAUGCCGUAGCGAGAUGUUGGAUCGGGAUAUUAUUUUGCUUCAAGUUGGCGCGUCUCUGAUAGAAAGUAAUGAAUUUUUGAUUCAUAUUUUAAAUAAAUUUAAUCUCCUCAAUUGGGCGCAGCCAUAUUUCGAGGUAUUCGGUUUGAAAAAUCUAGAGGAGGAUGGUAUGCGGCAGACGAUCAAUCUGGUAGAGGAGUUUCUGGGCUUACUCAUCACGAUUAUCGGCGAGAGACACGUUCCUGGUAUCGGUCAAGUGACUGCGGAUGAUCGUCUCAAGAAGGAGAUCAUACAACAAUUGUGCAUAAAACCGCUCUCGCAUUCAGAGCUGAAUAAAACAUUGCCGGAAGACGUUGUUAACCAAGUUCAGACCGACGUAGAAAGGGUGAUACACGAAGUAGCAGAUUUCAAAAAACCGGCGCAAGUAUCAGCGGGGAAGGGUGUAUAUGAAUUGAAGCCGCAUUUGUAUACAGAAUACAACGUAUUCUUUUAUCACUACACGAAGGAAGAGCAUAGUCGAUCAGAAGAGGUUCAACGUAAGCGCAGGAAAGCUCAGGGAGAACUGGAGUGCUGUCCACCACCGAAGCUGCCUAGACUGACGGAGUCAUUUAGUAUGAUAGCAGAUCUACUACAAUGCGAUGUUAUGCUUCACAUUAUGAAAACUGUGCUAGAACGUGCGCUCGAUUUCACAGCCAGAACUUUCUCUGAACCGCAGGUACACAAGAUACUUCAUCUGAUCGGUUAUGCGCUGCAAGAACAAGAAUCUGGUUAUUAUCCCUUCCUCGCGUUUUGCGAACGGGCGGCCAAAUGGAAGAUUUAUAAAUUUCUAGAGGAUCUAUCUACCAGUCCGCGCAUGGAGGCUCACAAAGAUUUGCUCACAUGGGUUCUAACCAAGUAUCGCGAGGUUGCUAGUUUGACUGUUACAGAAGCCAGUCCAGCAUCUUCGCACUCCGAACAACAGCCAAUGCAGCAAACAAGCGAUGGCGACAUCAGUACUAAGGAGACGGACAAAGAGUGGCGAACAAAAAUGGCAGCUCAAAAACGCGCCAAGAUUAUGGCGCAGAUGACAGCUAUGCAGAAUCAUUUCAUGAAGAAGAAUGCUACCUUGUUUGAAGAAGCGAACCUGGACGCCAAUAGUAAAACUAGCGAUCGUGGUUCCGCUAUGGAUCUGACAGAAUCUUCUUCCCAAGAGGGAAGUACACCAGUCGCCCUUGGCAUCGGUCAGACCAGUAGGUUAUGCGAGCAGAAGACAUACACAUGCAUCUUGUGCCAGGAGGAUCAAGUCGUUACAGAAACUGAUCCUGCAAUGGUAUUGGCUGCGUUUGUUCAGCAAUCCACUGUACUUUGUCAACGUCGACCAGACAUCGAGGAACCCGGUCCGUUGUAUUUGUCAGCCAAACUGGGCGUAUCACCGUACACCAGCACGUGUGGCCAUGUGAUGCAUGCCCGUUGUUGGCAGGAUUAUUUUGAUAAUGUACUCGUCAAGGAGAAUCGGCGACCCUACAGAACGCGAGCACCGGCGAGUUUUGAUGCCGAGAACCGCGAGUACCUCUGUCCGCUGUGUGAAUGUCUUAGCAAUACUGUUCUCCUGCUUGUACCACCCUUGAAGAUGCUUCAGCCAACUCCGGAACCACAACCGGAUAUUAGUUUUGAGACGUGGUUGAAAGUCAUGGCGUUGGCGACGGAAUGCAAACCGAAUAAGAAGUUUGGCAGAAUCAUGGAGACAGAUGAUCUAGUGGAUGUCGUCAGUCCUAUGACCGUCCUUCGACAAGAGAUUGAAGAAGCUUGGGAGCCAUUUGAAUCUCACUAUUCACGAUCCGGACCAAAUCUCUCACGAAAAAUGGAGGCGAUGAUUCACAUGUUCGCGACGAUCUUUGGACAAAUCCUACGCUCGAGAUACACGGAUUUUAUCGAUGGUGAUCUACCUUUGUUAGCUUGGAAGUCGACAGCGUACACGAUCCAUGCAAUAGAAUUCCUGUUGCGCGACAUGGACAAGCCAUUAUUAGGCGCCAUGACCUCUCGACAGGGCGAUAGUUUAGAGAGUCUCGUGCGACUGUCGGCUCUUCUAGGCUCGCAUAUGUCGAAUCAUGCAAAUAUCUGGGCGGAUCGUGAAGGGAUUAUGAUUUACGCAGUAGCAUUGCUUACGAUAUUAAUGGAAAGUCCGUCCAGUGAGCCUAGCAUUUUUGAUAUUGAUCCGUUUGGCGUGCUAAUACCGCUCAUUAACUCACUACCGAGUCUCUUUCAUACAAAGGCGCAGGAAGAGGGUCCGAAUCCACCACCUAUCAUCACAGGCUGCGUAUUCGAGUCGCAUGCACUCAAGCUCGUAUUUUUGUGCCACAUUGCGAAGAUUCUCUUUACAUCCGAUGUUUCUAACGUUAUGGAAGUAGAUAGUCAAGAGGCAGAAGCUGAAUCGGACAUCGCUUUGUUCCAUAUUCUGGGCAUGCACUUUGACAAACAGAGAGCCAGCAACCUAUGGCGACAGGUAGAAUCUGCUUGCCGGCCCUUCCUUCGAUGUUGCGCCAUUUACUUCCAUUAUGUGUCCGAUGUACCACCGCCGACCGAACUAACGCAGGUGCACGGCGACACGUAUGAGAAACUCUGUCUAUAUCUGGGACUGCCCGCCACUUGCGAUGCUUUAAUUUAUUCUCAUCUAGAUGCUACUUUAAAACUGAUAGACAUAUGGCGUAAUCACCCUACAGUUUGGAAUCAUCGUUCAGGUACCGAGAAGGCUCUGAUCGUCAAGGAUCCGUUGAUGGUGAAUAAACUGGUAGACCUGCCCGAUGAUUAUAGCGAACUCAUCAAUUCAAUAUCCCAGUUCACUUGCCCGAACAGCGAUCGGGAAGACUCGCGUAAUCCGACGAUGUGUCUGGUAUGCGGCGAUAUGCUGUGCUCGCAAAGCUACUGCUGCCAAACGGAGCUCAACAAGACACCAGUAGGCGCAUGCACGUAUCACGCGAGCAAGUGCGGCUGUGGCAUCGGUAUAUUUCUACGUGUACGCGAAUGCGAGAUUUUAUUCUUGCGUACGCCAAAUCGCGGCUCCUUCGUAUGCCCGCCGUAUCUUGACGAAUACGGCGAGACGGAUCAGGGUCUACGACGUGGAAAUCCAUUGCAUCUAUGCCACGAGAAGUAUCGACGAUUGAAUCACAUAUGGCUCGGUCAUGGACUUCAUGAAUCCGUGGCAAGGGCUAUCGAACAAUCCUCGAACAAUCUUAUGCCAACCCAAUGGCAACAUCUAUAACUCUACUUUGUGGGAUUUCCCACAUCUAAUCUGAUCCGGACUUUUAAUCUGAAAAAAAGAUGAGGAUAAAAAUAUUAAUUCUUACGCUUAGCAUGUGAGAUUUCUGAAAUUUUUUCGGAGAGAUAUACGCGCAGGCUUGUGUAUUUAUAAAUGAUAUUUCUCUCCAGUUCUUUCCUCCUCUCCGCUUCUCUCGCCUUGCGGACACUAUUUUAUCAUUUCAGGGAGUUCACAAAAUUUAUAUUCUUAGAUUGUUUUUCAGAAUUGAGAGAAUAUUUAUCAUAUGUUAUGUAUUUAAAUUAAAAAAAUAUUUCUUUAUAUUUAUUAACGUUGUUUCGUCUCUGAAUUUUGUUGUUUGUAGAUGCGAAUCCAUAAUUAACGACGAUCAAUCAUCAUCGAAUUUGUGGUGUUUCAUAAGAAUUCGAGGAAUUUUCUCUACGUGUAUAAACGAUGGAUUCUAAAUCUCGCUCUGAAGAUUUAGAACAACGAACGAGCGGAAUGAACGACGAUAUUCAUCUGUAUCAUCGCCGUAUAAAUGUACUUCGGGCUAACUUAUAUAUUUUGGUACUUUUCAUGUAGGAUAAUGCGGUAUGUAUGUACCGUGUAACUCCGAUAUGAUUAGCGAUCAUUAUGUCAUCAUGUAAAUGAAAUGCGUAUUCACCGUGCACCUUUCAAGUGAAAUCGCAAAUUAUUCUGGAUCGAGAAUUUUAUUCUUUUUAUCUGCUCUCAUUCAUGUUUUAAAUUAUUUUUAUCAACAAUUAUUUCUGUCAUUAUCUAAUGUUUAGAAGUUCUCAAUUUUACGGCUGUAAUUUCGUCGGAAACCAUCGUGCUUCUGCUUCGAUUCGCGAUCUUAUCUCAGGCUCCAAACAUGCGCAGCUUUGGAAACGUUCGAUCGCGUUUAUAUAGAAUAUAAAGAAGAAGAAAAAUUCAUGGAUACCAGAAAGAGCAAUUCCUUCUGAACAAAUCUCAACGAUGAAAUAAAAUAAUACGUAACGUUUGUUUUCUUUCGUUGCGCUAGUCUCUUCUAGAUAGAUAUUAUUGGAAGUUAAGAAUGUUAAGAAACGCGAGGCAGCUUCGGCAUCGUACUUGAAUCUUCGAUACGCAUGCGAUUCAAUUGAUUACAUCUGUAACACACGCAGAUGAAAAAGAAUUAAAGUUAUUAAUUUAUAUUAGAAGAUUUAUUGUAUAUAUAAAUAUUCUAUGUACGAUUGAUAAAUUUACCGAAACACCUGUCUUUCAUUUUUGUGUGUAUAUCGCAAUAAGAAGACGACUUGUGGCGACUGUAUUCGACUGACGAUCUUUACAUUUUUAUUACAUCGUCGAGAACGUCUUCGUGUAAUUUAUGAAACGGUAUGAAUUGAAUCGAAAAAUAUUGUUUGGGGAUUUGGAAGACUAUUGCGUAUAAACGAGAAACGUAUGUUAUUGCGUUUAUCGAACUUGGAUUGUUAAAUAAAAUUACAACGCGUAUGCCUUGUCCAAUUUUUAGCAAUUCACACGGGAGAUUGUGCCGCUGUACAUUAGAUCGCUUGUAAAACGAUGCAAUGAAUAAUUAGCACACUUCAAGUACUUGUAAAAUAUAAAAGAUAUACGAGUGUUGCAUAUCGUAUUUGUUAUACGAAUAAUAGCAAUUAUCAUCAUAUACACUACAUACAUCACUAAUUUCUUGUACAUUGAUCUAGAUAUCGUACUAACCCACGCAUUGAGAAAUAAUAACUUCUGAAAGCAGCAUAAUAUUAUAUAGAAAUAAUCGCGAUGAAUCUUGAAAAAUAUUCAUGGAUAUAAUAGAUACACAAUUCUAUAAUAAGCAUCCUUCUUUCGAGUCUCAUUGAAAGAUCGUUUGCACUUUGACUGAAAGUUUUGAUAUCGCUAUAGUGUUCUUAAGAGAUAAAAAUUUAUCUCGUGCGUGCGUGACUUUUAUCCUCUCCUUUCUCGAAAGAGAGACAGAGGAUAUAUAAAUCUAGAUAAUAUAAUAUAUUACCGCCGCUUUUUAGUAUAUACACAUGUAGUAUAUACACAUUCAUAUAUAUUUGUUUCCUCAUUUUUUUCUUCAAACGUUGCGAAAUGGAAACGUAGAAUUAUAUGGCGAGAGAUUAAUUUAUACAAAUCCAUAACACAUUAUUUAUAUUCUUUAGA